AGGUUGUCUUCAAACGCAUUGGACUCGGUUCCAUGCCCGCAUGGGACCCGAUUUAGCUCCGCUGGCCAGAAGAAUGGAUGCUUGUUGCAGGUUUUGCAGAGCUAGAUGGGAGAAAUAGGGAUUGAUAAUAGAACAACAGGAUUGCAUCUUUUGCACGAAAGAAAGAUCCAUCUUUCUUCGAGUUCAUUGUUAGAUUGUACAAUGAUCCCUUUAAAAUUUGGAGUACUUUGAGAGGAUGCCGCCUCGAGCGGAGACUCCAGCGAGGAGGAGGGGUUUGGAUGCUGGAGACGAUCUCAGUGGAGGUUCUGAAGGCGAUGACGAGGACGAGGGGGGGUGGAGCUCACCAGGGGAUCACGAAGUUUGCCGAAGGUGCAAGAGCGUUUAGGGUGGUUUUCUUGAAGAUUAUGAAGAAGAAUCUUCCAAACGAUCCACUGGGACCCAUAUUGUUGACACACAGGAAGCUUAUUGCUGAGAAGCUCACGGAAGAGGAAGUUGAGCAUAAGGUGAAGGGUGAAGCCAAGAAAGAGAAGCAUUUGGCAGCAGAAAAAGGGCAUGUAAAGCCAGCUAAUUUCUUAGGUUCAAAGGAGAAAUCUCUUAUCAGUAUUGCCACAAAAGGAGUGAUCAAGUUAUUUAAUGCGGUAAGUAAGGCACAGAAUUCUCAGAAAGGCUUGAAUCCUUCAAAGUCAAAAGAUGCAAAAGUGCUGGCAAAACAAAGAAACAAACUUUCUUGUCAGAACUACAAAAGCCAACAACACAAGCUCUUAACAGCCCUUCAUCAUUCAACUCUUCAAGGUGGUGAGAAAGCAUUGAUACUCAGAUCUGUAUAACCUUGCUGUUGAUUUUGCUGUAAAUCCUUCAAUCUUCCUGUGUUCUAUGUUUAUCUGGGGUAGUUUAUCCUCAGGAGCCUGCUUUUACCAAGGUAGCUAUGAUUUGAUAUUCCUGAAAUUCUUGCAACAAUAUUCUCUUAAACUGCACAAAUUCUUUAAAUACGUCUUGUUGGCUGUCAUUUAUUCUCUCAUUUUGUGUGCCUUUUGAAAUGGCAUAUGGAAGUUGUAUGGCUCGUUUUUUCUUUGGUUUUUAAGAGCAGAAUUUUCAUCUUGAUCCAUGAGGCUGAUUCACAAGAACUACUUGGGAACUUGUGGAUCAACGAGAAAGCAAUGAAACGGAACUUGUUCUUCAUAUAAAUCUUGUUGGCUUUAGUUCACGAGAGAUUUAUCAUAGGCUGUGGAAACCAAAAUGUGAAAGGUUAUAUAUAGGUGAGUUUGGAGGAAUGCUUUAUUUAGAAACUCAUUUUCAGCUGAGGUAUAUAUUUGUGGUGUAUUUUAGCUACAUUGAGCAUUGGCUUGAUAUAUGAUAUUGUUUUUUGCUUGGCCAAGUAUAUUAUGACAUUGACUAGAUUUGUGGGCGAGCAGGAUGCCAAGGCAAUGGACCUAGUCCAGGUUAUCUUGCCCAGGCAACUGACUGAGCACAAAGUCAAAACAUUCUUGAUCCAAUUUUGUUAUUUAUAUCAUCAUAUUUUUCAUAGCAUAUCAAUAAUUGACAUAUUAUCUAUCAUCCUUAAGGCAUAAACAAUGAACAUAAACAUUUAAAAGACAAUAUGCUGUAGUUUGUAAGAUCUGUAUUGAAACAACAAUGUGUUACAUCUGUAUCAUUGUUGUCCUAGCUCAAAUGAUAGAAAUUGCCAGGUUUUGCCAAUUGUUUUUCUUCCUAGAGACUGGAAACUGGAGCUUGGAUGUAGAAUUUUGAAGGAAAGGUCAUUUCAGUUCACCUCUUUUUCACAUUUUAACAUGCCUUAAGGCACACACAUGAAUAUAAACAAUCAAAAGACACCUUAAAGAUAUAACAUAGUUUGUAAAUCUAUACAGAAUGUAUGUAUGUACGUAUGUAUAUAUUAAUUAUCGUUGUCUUAGAUCAACUAGUAGAGAUUUCUAGGCUUGCCCAAAUGUGUCUUGUGUGUAUUGCUAGAGACGAAAGAAUUGGAGCUUAGGCCUAUAGCUUUGAAGGAAAGAAUAUUCCGGUCACUUGUUUCCAUGAUAUGUCAUAUCGUACUGAAUCGGACAGUAUGAGCAUGCUGUACUAUACCAGUAUAUAGUAUGGGGAGCAUACCGAUACUCGGUACGCUGAAUCAGCCCCUAUACUGGGUGUACCAAAAUAGUGACAAGGUGGCACUUAGCAUACCUUGCUUGUUUCAUACUAUUUAUUUUUAUCACUACUAUUUGAUGUUUCCUUGGAUCCAAUUUGAUGCAUCCGUCUUCCAUCUUAGCAUUCAUCUGUCAACAUGACAAGAAAUAAAAUUUGAUGUAUGUAUGUAUGUAUAUAUGCAUAUAUGUUUGUAUUAUUGUUGUCUUAGAUCAACUGCUAGAUAUUUCUAGGCUUGCCUAAAUGUGUCUGGCUAGAGGAUAGAGAACUGGAGCUUGGGCUUAGGGCUUUGAAGGAAAGAACAUUUCUGGUCACUUGUUUCAUAAUAUUUUUUUUAUCAAUACUAUUUGAUGUUUCCUUGGAUCCAAUUUGAUGUAUUUGUCUUCCAUGUUGGCAUUCAUCUGUCAACAUUCAAGAAAUUACAAUGAAAUAUUUUAAAAGUUUAAAUUCAUAUCAAUCUCUAGACACGCAUGCAGAGAUAUGUAUAUCCACACAUAAAUGUUUGUUUCCACAUAUUGUAUAUAUUACAAGUGUCUAUCUGUAUAUUAUAUGUGGGCAUGCAUAUGUAUGUAUGAUCAUCUAAGUGAGGGUCGCCUAGGCAACGUGAGGCAUGACAACUGCCCAGGCACCCAGGCUACAACAAUGUUUUGGAGUGGUAUGACCAUUUGACAUCUUUAACUGCUUUAGUGUUUUGGCUUCUAUUUAUUUUCGGGGAAUCUGAAAGCAAUAUUAAGAUUUUCAAUUUUAAUUUCGUUUUUUGUUGGCUUCUUAUAUGUGAAGUGACUCUAAGACACAUGGUUAAGGCUAACUUUUUAGACUUCUAAAUCUACAUAAAAUGGAAGUUGUAUUUCUAACCUUUUAUUUGUCUACAGCUUCAUAAUAUUUUACACUAGUCCAUUUCCAUUAAAAAUAAUUGCAUGUGGGUUGUGUAUAAUUUAAAUAUGGUCAUAUCUUGAGCAAGUAGGUUCUAUUCCUUUGGAUCAUUCUGGUUAACCUUGGCAUCUAUUGUAAAUAACAUGCUUUGUGCAGGCUCAAAUUCUACAAAUAACAAACAUAGCAACGAGCCUGGGUGGACUCCAUGAUGUGACACUUACAUGCUUAGUUCGAAGUUGAAGGACUGGGACAAAAUGCCAGAUUUUGCUGGAGCUGUUGAUCAAGACAAUGUUUCUCUGGAGAGUUCCUCUGAUGAGGAAUAAAAACUGGAAAGCUUAAGAAUCAGAUUCAUGCACUGGGGCAGAUUUAGAGGUUGUUACAACAACAGAGAUAUAUAGUUAGCAUCAACAUUCUAUAAAUAUUGGAGCAAGAGGUCCGGGUUUUCCAUGUUCUGUCCAAAGAGCUUCAAUACUGCCAAUGAACACCGGUUCACUGAUUUUUGCUGUCAUUGCCUUUCUUUUAAAGCUUUUCCACCUUGUAGCUUCAGAUAGCGAGCAAAUCCUGUUGUAACUUAUUUUGCAAAAUUGUAGCUCAGUGCUGAUAUGUUGAAUUUUCAAACUGCCUAUAGAUCCAUUAUGAAGGAUUUAGAAAGGGAAAUUUGCAUCCCCUUUUGGUAUCUGUAUUAGAAGGCAUUCACAAGCAAAUGUUCUUGAUAAAGUAAAUGGAUGCUUAAGAGGUUGUUUUAA
Messenger RNA from Phoenix dactylifera (date palm), 3758 nucleotides. RefSeq lists its product as uncharacterized. Gene Ontology annotation, cellular component: preribosome, large subunit precursor. The record is from RefSeq and is a predicted model, not a curated record. NCBI's taxonomy places the organism in Eukaryota, Viridiplantae, Streptophyta, Magnoliopsida, Arecales, Arecaceae. Gene Ontology annotation, biological process: maturation of 5.8S rRNA; maturation of LSU-rRNA.